Molecule: messenger RNA, 1935 nt
Organism: Archocentrus centrarchus (flier cichlid)
Lineage: Eukaryota; Metazoa; Chordata; Actinopteri; Cichliformes; Cichlidae
Gene: syt5b
Product: synaptotagmin Vb
Exons: 9
Coding region: 176-1447 (423 amino acids)
Biological process (GO): calcium ion-regulated exocytosis of neurotransmitter; synaptic vesicle endocytosis
Cellular component (GO): dense core granule; plasma membrane; exocytic vesicle
Molecular function (GO): calcium-dependent phospholipid binding; calcium ion binding; clathrin binding
Source: RefSeq, a predicted model, not a curated record
UUUGAUGGAAAGGGUUGCAGGGAGCUUGCCAGUCCUAGUCAACAGCAUACCCAGGGACUGAUAGGUGUGCGAGGUCUCCAGCAAGCCAGAAGAAAAGCAACAAGAAACACACUUAGAACUAAAAGUUGCCCUCUUUUGGUGCUGAAGGAAAUAAAGGAAGAUAUAAACAGCUGACAUGAGGCUGGUCAGUGCUGGGGUUCGAGUCCGGAGGGCCGCUGAGCCGUCUGAACCAGAAUCAGAGGAAACGACGGAGCCUGCUCAUCAUGAGCACUCGCAUUCAGAACACCAUGAACACUCACAUACAGAACAUCACCCUGGGCAUGACUACAACCACAUGAAGGAAAAGUUCAUGAAUGAACUGAGUCAUCUGUCAAUUCCCAUGUGGGCAGUAGGAGCCAUUGUUGUGGUGGUUCUGGUUUUGGUGGCAUGCUUCAUCUUCUGUGUUUUCAAGAAAUGCUUUGGUAAAAAGAAAAAGCCAAAGAAAGUGAGGGAGAGGAAGGCAGGACGCCGCAGAAAGGAAAAGGAAGGCGAAGGAGAGGCUGGAGAGAAGGAGGGGGAGGUGAAGAAGGAAGGGGAAGAAGAGGAAAAAGAACAGGAAAAGUUGGGUAAACUGGAGUUCUCUUUGGACUACAACUUCACAGACGCCCAGCUCAUCGUGGGUAUCCUUCAGGCUCAGGAUCUUGCUGCUAUGGACAUGGGGGGAACUUCAGACCCUUAUGUCAAAGUUUUUCUGUUGCCAGACAAAAAGAAGAAGUAUGAGACCAAGGUUCAGCGCAAAAACCUCUGCCCCGUUUUCAACGAGACUUUCAUCUUCAAGAUUCCAUAUGCAGAGCUGGGCGGAAAGACUUUGGUGCUGCAGGUUUUUGACUUUGAUCGUUUCUCCAAGCAUGACAUGAUUGGUGAAAUAAAGAUUCCCAUGAACAGCGUUGAUUUGGGCCAGCCAAUGCAACAAUGGAGGGACUUAGAGAGCGGUGAGAAGGAGGAGCAGGAAAAACUGGGUGAUAUUUGCAUCUCCUUACGCUAUGUACCCACUGCUGGGAAACUGACAGUGAACAUCAUGGAGGCAAAGAAUCUGAAGAAAAUGGAUGUUGGAGGUUUAUCAGACCCAUAUGUGAAGAUCGUUCUGCAACAAAAUGGGAAACGGAUUAAAAAGAAGAAGACAACAGUGAAGAAAAACACACUCAAUCCUUACUUUAAUGAGAGUUUCAGCUUUGAUGUCCCUUUUGAGCAAAUACAGAAAGUACAGGUUGUCAUCACAGUAUUCGACUAUGAUAAACUUGGGAGCAAUGACCCCAUUGGAAAGACCUUUAUGGGUUAUGGAGCUACAGGAGUCGGCCUGCGCCACUGGUCAGACAUGCUUGCCAAUCCCCGACGUCCUGUAGCUCAGUGGCACACUCUCCUGCCUGAAGAAGAAGUGGAUGCAGCACUCAAAGCAAAACCUCGUUAAGGUUACACAUGAAUGGAGUACUGACUGCUGCCAAUAUGUUACUUGUUGUUAAACCUGACGUUUUCUCAAUUUCCAUGUUCUCUUUUCCAUUUUGUUCCUCUUGAAACACUUUGUGUGUGUGUGUGUGUGUGUGUGUGUGUGUGUGUGUGUGUGUGUGUGUGUGUGUGUGUGUGUGUGUGUGUGUGUACCUGUCAUAUGCAGACAAUUUUUGAUAUCUGACUGUAAUUUAAACUGAACUGUAAUUGGCUCCCCAUAUUUACCACAUACCAUAAACUAAAAUGACUGUCUUUGUAAGCUUGGAAACCACUUAUCUGUAAAUGUGCAUCUUUUGUGCAGGCCCACGGAAGUAUAUGGUUAAAAAAAAAAAUGUCUCUGAAGACAUGUUAGAGUUUCUAGAUCUUAUGUACUUUGGGCCUUUUUGCUCACUUUCUAGUGUUGUGGUGCAAUUGUGGUCCUGGAAAAUACAAAUAAACCUACAAUGAAAAGUU